Messenger RNA from Macrobrachium nipponense, 631 nucleotides. RefSeq names its product hepatic lectin-like. Gene Ontology annotation, molecular function: signaling receptor activity. The coding region runs from base 15 to 383 and encodes 122 amino acids. The record is from RefSeq and is a predicted model, not a curated record. Lineage: Eukaryota; Metazoa; Arthropoda; Malacostraca; Decapoda; Palaemonidae. The transcript is spliced from 4 exons.
CAUCGGGCUACGAUAUGUUUAAUGGUUCCUGCUACUACGUUCGCUCUAGUUAUAAGGACUGGGCAACUGCACAAAAUGAUUGCAAAUUUUUUGGCAGUGAGUUGGUCAAGAUAACAAGCCAAGGAGAGAAUGACUUCAUUAAAGGUCAAUUAGGAAGCGGUGGCUUCUGGAUUGGACUGAAUGACAGAGCAACGGAAAACAGCUUUAAAUGGUCUGUGGACAACAGCGCUGUUGAAGACAAUGGCAAUUAUUCAAGCUGGGCAGACUGGCAACCAAACGAUUAUAAUGGACAAGACUGUGUUGCGAUGUAUUCGGACGGUAAAUGGAAGGAUGAAGAAUGUACCUGGUCUCUCUACUACAUCUGCGAAAAACCAGCCUCUUAAGAUGGACUAACAACAUUGCCUGUGUAGGGACAGUUCUCUGCAACUAGCAUAGGUUGCAAUCUGCACUGCACAAGACAGGGUGUCAUGAACUGACCCUCAUAGAGGUAUAACCUAACAAAGGAGGGUAACUAGAGAGGAAAUAUAUACAUAUUUAGUAUUAAUUUUACAUUCUAUUCAGUGAUGAUAAUUAUCUUGAGUAGAAAAUUCCUGUUUUCCUGAGACAAUGUGAGUUGCACACAAGUUGCUGU